Anoplophora glabripennis (Asian longhorned beetle) is the source of this 979-nucleotide messenger RNA. RefSeq names its product protein FAM192A. Bases 81 to 833 code for a protein of 250 amino acids. The transcript has 4 exons. Gene Ontology annotation, cellular component: nucleus. Lineage: Eukaryota; Metazoa; Arthropoda; Insecta; Coleoptera; Cerambycidae. The record is from RefSeq and is a predicted model, not a curated record.
GUUGUUGUCAGUUGUUGUGUUGGUUUGUGUUUGUAGUUGUAAUCGUAUAAAAUAAUUUUUUUAAUUUAAGAAUAUAUAAAAUGAGUUCAGGAUUUAUUACAGAAAGUGAAGCUGCUGAAAUUAGAAAAAGAAGGCAGGAAGAAUGGGAAAAAGUAAGAAAAACUGACGAUCCGUUAGAACGUCCUGAAGAACCAUAUGAUCCUAGAAGUCUUUAUGAAAGAUUGCAAGAACAAAAACAGAAAAAGGAUUUAGAAUAUGAGGAGGCCCAUAAACUUAAAAAUAUGAUCAAGGGCUUGGAUGAUGAUGAAAUUGAAUUUCUUGAUAUGGUAGACAGAACAAAAUUAGAGGCUGACAGGAAAAAGGAAAUGGAAGAGGAAAGAGAACUAAAUGACUACAGAAAUCGUGUAGCAAUUUUACAUGAAAAAUCAAUAGAGGAAAGGCUCCAAGCAGAAAUAGUUGUAAAUAAACCUAAAACUCAAACCACUUCCAGAAGUUCACAGCAAAAACUAUUAAAAGGUGUCGUUAUUAAGAAAAAUGAUGGUUUGCUAAAAAGAAAGUUGAGUGAUGGUGAAAAUAAUAUUAAACCUAAUGAACCAGAAGCCAAACAAAUAAAACAAGAUAUUGAAGAAACUGACGAUAAUAAAAUUUCAAAUGGGAAUGCAGAUGUGAUGCCUAAAUCAGGAUUAAAAUGUGUAGCAAUUUUACCAGGUCUGGGAUUUUAUGAAGACUCUUCUUCAGAUGAAAAUAGCUCAGAUUCCGAAAUUGAAAUCAAUAUUUGCAAAAAAGUAGAUAUAUUGGGAAGAAAAAUUGAAAAAAAGGAAAAUGACGCAUAAAUAAUAGGUAUUUGAAUUAAUCGCACUUUUAUAAAUACCCUUCACACAAAAACAUGGAUGACCUGUUUCAUAGAUAUUGGUGAUGUAAAUAGAUGUUUAUAGUUAAAUUGUACUAUUCAUUUUAAUAAAAUGUUUGUUUUUUUGUA